Messenger RNA from Effrenium voratum, 4401 nucleotides. Lineage: Eukaryota; Dinophyceae; Suessiales; Symbiodiniaceae. The record is from the annotation of a GenBank genome assembly.
AUGGCGCCCAAAAUCUGCAACUUGGGAGUGGACCUGGCCAACCGCGUCAGUGCACGCAUGAAGCAGCUCGGGCACGGCCCCAAAGCCAUCCGGCAGAUCCUUCUUCCUGUGACGGGCAAGAAGGCCAUGAAGAAGGAUACCGCGUUCGUGCACGUGUCGCCAAUUGAAGAGGAGCUCAUGAAGCACCUUCAUUCCGAUGGCCUUGGCGUCAAGAAGGUUGCAGCAGCGGUGGGCCGCUCCACUGACACAGUGUCCAAGCACCUCUUCCGUAAGAACAAGACGAAGUCCGGGCGGGUGGGGCCCAAAGUCAUCAUUACGGAGAACAAGUACAAGCAGAUGGAGAAGGCGUACCAGAAGCUGCUGCGUCAGGCCAAGGGCAAAGAGGUCACUGUCGCAGUGCUGAAGAAGGAGCUGAAGCUGAAGUGCAGCCUCAAAACCAUCAGCCGGGCAUUUUGGGCACACGGGGUGCACUUCCGGCCGCUGUAUGAGAAGCCGGAUUUGUCCCCAGAGGACCAACUGGCGACCUGGCUGCAAGGACUCGGGGCAGAGGUGAAGAACUUCAAGCACAAAGUUCACCUGCUGACCAUUUCCAGAGUGUGGCCAAGUACUGUAGAAUCCUCGGCAGACUUGCGUGAGAUCGAGACCAUGACUCGUCAAGAGGUGGCGGAUGCUGUACGGCAGGCCUUUGAUGACCCUAUGAUUCCACCAGCCUCUGCCGGGCGUCCUCGGACACGCACCGAACCCAUGGUGAACAAGCUCGUCGUCUUCCAGGAAGCUCAUGCUGACGGAAGCAAGCACUUCCAUGUAGCCGUGCAGUUGGCCCAGCCAAGGACUUGGGCCACUGCCAAGCACACACUGCGAGCCAGGAACCAUUUGGCAUGCCACUUUUCCAGCACACACACCCAGUUCUGGAGUGCGGUUCGGUAUGGCUACAUUGCCACCCUGUCAAAGCCAGAUGUGGACCUUAACCCUGUCUCGUGGUCGCAGAGUUUGGGAUGGGAUGCCCUGGACUUGUUUGCGGAGUCCCAGCGUCCUUGGAAUGCAGAGAUCUGGAAAAGGCGCCGAGAGGGGGCCGAGCGAACGGCAGAAGCUGCUUCGCAGAAGAGGCAGCGCUUCAACAAGCUGGAUCUGACAUCUCUGAUCCUAGCCGAAGGCCUCGAAACCCAGGCUGCCGUGCUGGAAUACGUUCAGAACCAUGGGACUGAACAGGCCCAGCUUUUUGUGCAUCAGCGGCAGCGGUACUUGAAGGACUACCUAGCUGAGGCGCAGGAAUGGGGACUGGCAAGGCAAAAGGCAGCCAACGAUCGCAACUCUGAUUGGGAAAGGCUUUGCGAGUUGGCGGAAUGUCCGUGCCCACAUGGUGAUGCUUGCACCUACGCUCACGCAGCUGCCAACUUCUUUCAGGCCAACUUCUCAACAUUGUCUCGGUCUGAGCUGGCAGUGGCCCUCAGAAACAUCUUGCUAGCUGGUCCCUCCAAGACGACGUCUUCCACAAGCCGCAAGCCCGCGCUGGGGUCUUCCUUCUCCCUCCGGAACAUUCUGAAAGACAAGAAGUUCCUGUUCUGGGAUGACUUCCGCCCAGUGGAAUACGGUCAGAGAACUGUGCCAGUCACCACUUUUCUCAGCCUAUUCCAAGGGCAGCCCUUCGAGGUGCAGGUGUCGCAGUCGUUUAACGAUGGGAAUGUGGAUUUCGAGUGGCACCGUGGUUGUCUCCUCACGGCAAAAGCCCAGGAUCUAUGGAAGCCCUUGCCUGGCGUGGACGAGGAGGACAUCCGGCACAUGAAGAGCAGGGUCCUCAUUUUCAACUGCACAGAGACCAUUGCGCAGUUGAAGGAAACGGUUCCUUGUGAAGUUUGCUUGAGUCGCUGGGUGCGCAGCGGGGCUACAGAGCACGAUGCUGCCGAAGCCCUGAGCAUCCCAACUCUUCCAUGCGCGCCGCCCGGUCAUCAACAUGAGCCUGUCCAAGGUCUGACUGAGCUGGCUUUGCGGGCCAGUUUGCCCAAGCAAAAAGUCCUGCUGUUGGCAGCUGAGGUCUCUGCCCUGGGUGCUCUCAAUGUUGCAGAGCUUACCCCCAGUGACUGGCAAGCCCUGGCAGCCUUCAGCAAACUUCUGCCAUUCGAGCAGCGCCGCUUCCUGUCUGCUUUGCAUGGCAGUAAUGUUUGCUUGCCUCAGAAAGCUAGCAUGUCGUUGCUGCAGCACAUUUCAGCUCUUGCCCUUGCGCGCUACAAACGCUGCAGAUUUGCCUGUGCGCCGUCCAUGGCGCCCAAAAUCUGCAACUUGGGAGUGGACCUGGCCAACCGCGUCAGUGCACGCAUGAAGCAGCUCGGGUACGGCCCCAAAGCCAUCCGGCAGAUCCUUCUUCCUGUGACGGGCAAGAAGGCCAUGAAGAAGGAUACCGCGUUCGUGCACGUGUCGCCAAUUGAAGAGGAGCUCAUGAAGCACCUUCAUUCCGAUGGCCUUGGCGUCAAGAAGGUUGCAGCAGCGGUGGGCCGCUCCACUGACACAGUGUCCAAGCACCUCUUCCGUAAGAACAAGACGAAGUCCGGGCGGGUGGGGCCCAAAGUCAUCAUUACGGAGAACAAGUACAAGCAGAUGGAGAAGGCGUACCAGAAGCUGCUGCGUCAGGCCAAGGGCAAAGAGGUCACUGUCGCAGUGCUGAAGAAGGAGCUGAAGCUGAAGUGCAGCCUCAAAACCAUCAGCCGGGCAUUUUGGGCACACGGGGUGCACUUCCGGCCGCUGUAUGAGAAGCCGGAUUUGUCCCCAGAGGACCAACUGGCGACCUGGCUGCAAGGACUCGGGGCAGAGGUGAAGAACUUCAAGCACAAAGUUCACCUGCUGACCAUUUCCAGAGUGUGGCCAAGUACUGUAGAAUCCUCGGCAGACUUGCGUGAGAUCGAGACCAUGACUCGUCAAGAGGUGGCGGAUGCUGUACGGCAGGCCUUUGAUGACCCUAUGAUUCCACCAGCCUCUGCCGGACGUCCUCGGACACGCACCGAACCCAUGGUGAACAAGCUCGUCGUCUUCCAGGAAGCUCAUGCUGACGGAAGCAAGCACUUCCAUGUAGCCGUGCAGUUGGCCCAGCCAAGGACUUGGGCCACUGCCAAGCACACACUGCGAGCCAGGAACCAUUUGGCAUGCCACUUUUCCACACACACCCAGUUCUGGAGUGCGGUUCGGUAUGGCUACAUUGCCACCCUGUCAAAGCCAGAUGUGGACCUUAACCCUGUCUCGUGGUCGCAGAGUUUGGGAUGGGAUGCCCUGGACUUGUUUGCGGAGUCCCAGCGUCCUUGGAAUGCAGAGAUCUGGAAAAGGCGCCGAGAGGGGGCCGAGCGAACGGCAGAAGCUGCUUCGCAGAAGAGGCAGCGCUUCAACAAGCUGGAUCUGACAUCUCUGAUCCUAGCCGAAGGCCUCGAAACCCAGGCUGCCGUGCUGGAAUACGUUCAGAACCAUGGGACUGAACAGGCCCAGCUUUUUGUGCAUCAGCGGCAGCGGUACUUGAAGGACUACCUAGCUGAGGCGCAGGAAUGGGGACUGGCAAGGCAAAAGGCAGCCAACGAUCGCAACUCUGAUUGGGAAAGGCUUUGCGAGUUGGCGGAAUGUCCGUGCCCACAUGGUGAUGCUUGCACCUACGCUCACGCAGCUGCCAACUUCUUUCAGGCCAACUUCUCAACAUUGUCUCGGUCUGAGCUGGCAGUGGCCCUCAGAAACAUCUUGCUAGCUGGUCCCUCCAAGACGACGUCUUCCACAAGCCGCAAGCCCGCGCUGGGGUCUUCCUUCUCCCUCCGGAACAUUCUGAAAGACAAGAAGUUCCUGUUCUGGGAUGACUUCCGCCCAGUGGAAUACGGUCAGAGAACUGUGCCAGUCACCACUUUUCUCAGCCUAUUCCAAGGGCAGCCCUUCGAGGUGCAGGUGUCGCAGUCGUUUAACGAUGGGAAUGUGGAUUUCGAGUGGCACCGUGGUUGUCUCCUCACGGCAAAAGCCCAGGAUCUAUGGAAGCCCUUGCCUGGCGUGGACGAGGAGGACAUCCGGCACAUGAAGAGCAGGGUCCUCAUUUUCAACUGCACAGAGACCAUUGCGCAGUUGAAGGAAACGGUUCCUUGUGAAGUUUGCCUGAGUCGCUGGGUGCGCAGCGGGGCUACAGAGCACGAUGCUGCCGAAGCCCUGAGCAUCCCAACUCUUCCAUGCGCGCCGCCCGGUCAUCAACAUGAGCCUGUCCAAGGUCUGACUGAGCUGGCUUUGCGGGCCAGUUUGCCCAAGCAAAAAGUCCUGCUGUUGGCAGCUGAGGUCUCUGCCCUGGGUGCUCUCAAUGUUGCAGAGCUUACCCCCAGUGACUGGCAAGCCCUGGCAGCCUUCAGCAAACUUCUGCCAUUCGAGCAGCGCCGCUUCCUGUCUGCUUUGUAG